AUGAUAAAUGAAAGAUUGAACGAAAUAGUGGACGAUGAAGUAUUGGAUAACAUAGUGAAUGAAAGAUUAGAUGAGCAGUUAAAUGAAAGAAUAAACGAGCAAUCAGAUGAAAGGUUAAGCGUAAGGGCAACUGAAAAAGAAAAUGCUGUGAUAAACAUAUCUGAUGAAGAAAAUGCUUUAAAUGAAUUAUCCGAAGAUGAAGGUAUUAGUAGAAGCUUGCCCAAUGAUGAAGUAAUUAGUAGAAGCUUACCCGAAGAUGGAGUUGUUUAUAGAAGUUUGCCUGAAGAUAGAACUGCUGGCAGAAGGUUACCUGAAAAUUUUUCUGACAUUCGUCCAAAUAAAAGGCAUAAACCUUCUGUUUUGAUGGCUACCACCAUGGGCACCAAUACUCAGUCUUUUUUAGAUAAACAUGACUCUAAACCUAAAUCUAAACAUACACUCUGGAACAGGAACAACAUUCCAAAGACAUCAGCUCAUGAAAUUUAUCGAAGCGUCGCUACAAAGUCUCUUGAACGAUAUCACAAUGACAUGAAAUCACAACUUAACAAACAUAAUAAAAAAUUUAACAACAAAUACAAUGUUGGCGAUUUAGUGUACCUUAAGAUUUCCGAUAUUGAUAGGACACAUACUGAUUGA
This is a messenger RNA of Dentiscutata erythropus, 636 nucleotides long. The record is from the annotation of a GenBank genome assembly. NCBI's taxonomy places the organism in Eukaryota, Fungi, Glomeromycota, Glomeromycetes, Diversisporales, Gigasporaceae.